UUCGCGUUAGUCUGCUUGUAGUUAGUGUAGCGCUGCCCAUUAACGCGGGCUUACUCUUAUGUAUUUGUGUUUGUGAAAUUGCGCUUUUUUAGUUAUUGCGUGUCCACUAUGUUUGUUUUAAAAAAGCAGGGCACAGAUCAUGAAAAAUUUGUGUUGGUGCCGAUAAAGUCGUCCUACAGUGUUGGCCGUCUGGGUACCGACUUAUUGCUUAAGGAGGACCUCAGCGUUAGUCGUACUCAUGCCAUCCUACACCUGCCGAAAGCAGAGCAUGAACCGCUUAGAAUUGAAGAUCUUGGCUCCACGUUUGGCACAUUUCUUAAUGAAAACAUCAAAAGCGAUGGCAAGAAAAUGAAAUCCAAGUCAACGGCAGUUUUGAAAAUGGGCGAUAAAGUUCGUUUUGGGGUUUCCAAUGUUUGGGAGGUGACACAAUUAAAGUUAAUAACAGCUACAUCGGCCCUAAGCCCCACAGCUUCCAUUGAGUUGGAACAGUCCAUUAAACUUCUGAACGGUACCAUUGCACAAAACUGGACGAAUCAGUGCACGCACUUGACGAUGACCGAUUUGUCGGUUACUGUAAAGCUGCUGUUGGCCCUACUAGACCACAAGCCCAUUGUAAAUACCAAAUUUUGGCAGGCAUUUGUUAAAGCUGCACGCCUCAUUCAUGUACGUGAGCCAUGGCCACGUCCCGAAGACUUUGAACCUGUUCAACUGCACAGCAUUGACAUCAAAUGGCGCUCAGAACGAACCAAAUUGUUUGCGGGCAAAACAUUUGUGUUUAUGAGUAGUAAGCAUCUCGAGACGUACAGCUUAGUGGUGCAGAAAGCUGGAGGUGCCUUUAAGGAUCUUAAUUCGGGCGUGCGUAAAACAUUUCUAACCAAAAAGGACGUAGUGGUUGUACAAUAUGUGCCUUCCACACAGUCUCAGGGAACGGAAACCAUAAAUAGUAUUACAGAAAUACUGGAGCGAUCUGGCUCCCGUGUAAUACCCGAAUACGAAAUCGGUAUGGCUAUUUUACACUGUUCUAUCGAAAAGUACUGCAAUCCUUGGUACAAAUUUAAAGAAGAAAUGAUGAGCACGACCCAAUCAAUGACUGCAUCAGAAAAUAUAUCUGCCAAUACGUCUAUAAUUGUGCCAAAUACCGUGCAACCAGUAAAUGUUGAAACAGGCACCACAACCAGAGCUACGGAAGUGAUUGUGCCAGAAUCGGAGGAGAUUGAAUGUCUUACGACUAGCAGUGAAAAGCAAUCAACCGAGCUCAAACAGUCUGCUAAACAGAGGGAAUCAAUUGCUAGAGUUACACGAAAGCGUAGUCAUGCUAUGUUUGUGGAUUCCUCUGAUGAGGACUUAGAUGAUAAUGAGAAUGAAACUAAAAAGUCAAGAGCCAGCGGAGUCCGAACUAAGCCAAAUAUAUCAACAAAAAGUACGGCGAUUAUUGACUUAAAUAACAAGCAACUAAAAAUUGUAGAACAACAGAAAGCUCCCCCACCCACAACGCGCAACAAACCCACAGCUGCAGCACAAGCUAAUCACGUUGUAGAAAAGGAAGACGAUGCGGAACUCUUUCAAUACAAUAGCAACGAUAAAUCUCCUUUUUCUGAAUGCCCGGAGACUAGUGUUCGGGCCAACACCAGAUCAGCAGUCAAGUCUUUGCCCAAUGUUCAGAUCAAUCGGCCAACUAAAAUAAGUGUGCGAAAUUUUCUGGAAAAAUCCCAACAACAAAUCGCUCCCGAAAAUCUAAGAAACUCUAUUGAUUCACAAGCAGAUGCGAAGUCGCGAAAGCGUGUGCACAUUGAAGUCCUCAACGAAAGCGAUUGCGAUGAUGACGAUCUAUUUAAUUUUGGAGACAGCAAAAGAGCCAAGAAUACAAAAAAUGCUCGCACUUCCAACGGCAAUGAAAGUGGCGAUGAAAAUGAUGGUCUUUUUAACUUUAGGGAAGAGACAGAUCAAGACAACAGCGAUGUAGAAGCUGUCAAUGAGGACUCAAUGGACACACAACCUUUUGUUCCAGAUAAGGGGAGAAAAUCGAAAUAUGUUUUGCCCCAGCCAAAGCAAAUCCCACGAAAAAUAAAUAUAUCUGGCUGGCUCUCAUGUAGCGGGCUACAUGACGAUGUUAAGCAAGAGUUGAAUGUGAGUGAUUCGGCGACAGUGCAGGAGAAAGUGGAAGGAGUCGAACUAUUGGAUACUUUAAACUCGGUAAAGCAAGAAAUAGAAGACAAAGACGAUACUGACACAUUACUAGCGCACAAGAAAUGGUUGGCAUCCAUAAAAGAUGGUAUACAGGUGCGCUUGGGAGCGCUGAACAUAACAUCAAACCGUCCCCUUGAUCAAACGGAUGCCGGUAACGGCCAGUAUAGUGGACGAAAGAAUUUCAAAAAGUUUACCAAGCAACGAUGUCUUCAUCCACAGAAGAGCAUAGUUGAAGUCAAGCGUCUGCAGUUAGUUGAGGGAAUGGUAAUGCCCGUUUAAAUGUCAUAAUAUACUCUUAUAUGAAUAGAUUGUCUAAAUUUUGCUGCUAAUAAAUUUGAGAAAUAUACUCAA
Molecule: messenger RNA, 2538 nt
Organism: Scaptodrosophila lebanonensis
Lineage: Eukaryota; Metazoa; Arthropoda; Insecta; Diptera; Drosophilidae
Product: nibrin
Exons: 4
Coding region: 109-2466 (785 amino acids)
Biological process (GO): double-strand break repair via homologous recombination; mitotic G2 DNA damage checkpoint signaling
Cellular component (GO): Mre11 complex
Molecular function (GO): protein binding; damaged DNA binding
Source: RefSeq, a predicted model, not a curated record